Molecule: messenger RNA, 1736 nt
Organism: Scylla paramamosain (green mud crab)
Lineage: Eukaryota; Metazoa; Arthropoda; Malacostraca; Decapoda; Portunidae
Product: U3 small nucleolar RNA-associated protein 15 homolog
Exons: 11
Coding region: 66-1694 (542 amino acids)
Biological process (GO): positive regulation of transcription by RNA polymerase I; rRNA processing
Cellular component (GO): nucleolus
Molecular function (GO): protein binding
Source: RefSeq, a predicted model, not a curated record
CGUAGCCCCUUCAGGAUGAUUAGAAGAUAGUGCUGUAUCCCCUGGCGUGAGGUAAAUAAACCAGCAUGGCCAGCUUCAAGAGGACGCACACCCGAGGCUACUCCCGGGCGGCGUCCAAGACCACCUCAGAUACACACUACUGGAGGAAACUUGAGUUUCCAGUGACAGUCAAGGAAUUUACAGCGAUAAACAGCGUGGACAUCAGCCCUGCUGAGCCACACUACAUUGCCGUCACCUCAGGCCCAAAGAUUGACGUGUACCACCAGGAGACGACACAGGUGUGGCGUACCAUCUCCAGGUUCCAGCGGCUGGCAUAUGGAGGCAGGUUCAGGCAGGACGGGCAGCUGCUACUGGCUGGCUCGGAGGAAGGUGCUAUCAAACUCUUCAACUACAGACAAAAACAGCUCCUCAGGAUAUUCAAAGGACAUGAAGGCCCCACCCAUUGUGUUGACUUCAUCCAGGGCAUCCCUCACAUUGUCUCCUUCUCUGACGACAAGACAACCAUGGUGUGGGACAUGAGCAAUGAGGACAAGAUAUGCACUCUCUCAGGUCACACGGAUUUCAUCCGCACGGGUCUGGUAAGUCCUGCAUCACAGCACGUCAUCCUGACCGGCUCAUACGACCACACAGUGCGGCUAUGGGACACACGCACCGCCUCCAGCGUGCUGACGGUGGACCAUGGCGCCCCAGUGGAGAGUCUGGUGUGCUUCCCCUCGGGCGGCGUCUUUGUGUCCUCAGGCGGGUGUGAGGUGAAGGUGUGGGAUGCCGUCGCGGGCCGCCUGCUCUCCAAGGUGUCGCAACACCACAAGACCAUCACCUGCCUUGCCCUCGCCAGUGACCAGAAGCGACUCCUGUCUGGCUCACUGGACCGCCACAUCAAGAUUUAUGAUGUGGACACGUACUCUGUGGUUCACACCCUCAGCUACCCUGCCCCCAUUCUGUGCAUGGCUGUGGCGCCUGGAGACACUACGCUGGCAGUGGGCAUGAUAGCUGCUGGGUCAGGCCUCAUGUCCUUCCAGCACCGCCGCAGCCCGGAAAUGUCUGCUCAGCUGGCCACCAAGGAAGCCAGUGCCAAGGCAAACAUUAGGAACACCAUCUCAGAUGACUACAGAACUCUCUCAGAUGACCAUAUUGUCCCUGGUAUGACCACACAGAAGAUGGCAAGGUAUGACAGGAUGAUCUGCAAGUUUGAGUACAGCCGAGCCCUUGAUGCUGUCAUGCAGUCCUUCAUUGCCAACAAGUAUACCAACGUCUCAGUGGGUGUACUGCAGGAGCUCAUUAGGCGUGGAGGCAUCCGGACAGCAGUGGCAGGCAGGGACGUGAAGAAACUCACUCCCCUCUUCAGCUUCCUCUUCAAGAAUAUUCGACACCCAGCAUACAAGCCGGUGCUCAUGGAUGUCGCUAAUGUUGUCAUUGAUGUGUAUGGAGACUCCCUGGAUGAGGACCCGCAGCUGGUGAUGUAUUUUCAACGCCUGAAGGAGGAGGUUGCAGCAGAACUCCAGCUGAUUAAGGAGCACAGUGCCCUGAUGGGGGCCAUUCAGAUGUUCCUUACCACCUCCAAUCCUCACCCCAACACCUCCCUGGUUAGUGUUCAGCAGCUGGCCACCACUGAGUGUUCCAGCACGCAGGCCAGGAUGCUGCACCCUUCAUCCUCUGCUAAAUCUGCCUCCAAUCUGGUGGUGGAUGUCAAUUGACCCCACACACCUGUUAGUAAAGGAAAUAAAGAUGUCUCUUUA